AUGAACUUCUUCCACAUCUUUAGUUUUGUCUUCAUCUCGAGCAUACUUGGGUGUGCCGCCAUCUCGAGUGAAACUAAGGUUCUGUCGUCGACAGAAUCUCUUAGCCUAUCUCCCAACCGAAACAUCGUGUCUCAUGGUGCUGUCUUCGAGCUUGGUCUCUUCAAACCUGAUCAUUCAAGUUUGGAACGUUGGUAUCUCGGGAUUUGGUUCAAGACAGAAAAAACAUAUAUUGUAUGGGUUGCAAACAGAGACAAACCUCUCUCUAAACCUAACGGAACCCUCCAGAUCAAGAACGGUAACAUCCUCCUGCUCGACCAAACUACCCUUGUUUGGUCAACAAAUGUGACGACGACGGAGAAGAAAAGUGAUGAGAGAUCUCCGUUAGUGGCCGAGCUUCACGCUGAUGGCAACUUCGUGCUGCGUCGUCACUCCAGCAACAGUAAUGAUCAUCAUCAUGAUCCAGAUAGUACUUUUCUGUGGCAGAGUUUCGAUUUUCCUACCAACCUUUUGCUACCGUACACGAAACUCGGUUGGACGCGCAGAAGCGGGCGUAGCAGUGUGCUCAGAUCGUGGAAAAACGAUCACAAUGAUCCAUCAAGUGGCGAGUUUUCAUUUGGAUUCGACUCUGCAAGUCAGUUUCGAGCGAUCCCGGCGAUUUUCACUUGGAAAGGGACUUCUCCGAUUAACCGUUUUAGCCCUUGGCUUGGAGCUUUCACUUAUGGCAUUCCUCGAGAAAGCCCUUCUCGCUAUCUCACAUUUACGCUAACAGCGACCAAGGAAGAGGUGACUUUCUUCUUCUCUUGGGCUGAUAAAACAUCCAAAUCGGUUCUUAAGUUAAACGCCACGGGAGUAAUACAACUGCUAGUGUUGAAUGCCAAGAACCGAAGAUGGGACACCUUGUGGACAUCAACAACUGACCGUUGCGAGGAUUACAGCUUGUGUGGUCCGGACAGCUACUGUGAUAAGGAGGUGUGUAACUGUAUGAGUGGGUUUGAGCCCAAGAACCCGCAUGCAUGGACGUCUGGAAACAGGAGAGAUGGGUGUGUGAGGAAGAGACCUCUGAGCUGUAAUAAUGGAGAUAAAUUUAUUCCGCUGAGUAAUGUCAAGUAUCCUGAUACUAGUAAUGCGAGUAUGCACUGGGGGAUUGAGAAGUUGAACGAAUGUGAGAAGUUGUGCUUGAGUAAUUGUAGCUGCACUGCCUUUGCCAUUGUUGCUAAGCAAGUUGGUAAUGGUUUAUCGGGUUGUGUGCACUGGACCGGAGAGCUCUUGGAUGUUCGCAGAUACGUCAUCAAUGUCAAUCAGAUUCUUUAUGUCAGAAGUCACGGUUGA
Messenger RNA from Eutrema salsugineum, 1329 nucleotides. Its product is annotated as receptor-like serine/threonine-protein kinase SD1-8. The transcript has a single exon. Bases 1 to 1329 code for a protein of 442 amino acids. Gene Ontology annotation, biological process: recognition of pollen. The record is from RefSeq and is a predicted model, not a curated record. NCBI's taxonomy places the organism in Eukaryota, Viridiplantae, Streptophyta, Magnoliopsida, Brassicales, Brassicaceae.